Meloidogyne enterolobii is the source of this 933-nucleotide messenger RNA. The record is from the annotation of a GenBank genome assembly. Lineage: Eukaryota; Metazoa; Nematoda; Chromadorea; Rhabditida; Meloidogynidae.
AUGAGUAUUCGAACAUUAACAAUUGAAUCUAGAGAUGAUCCAAAAGUUAAAGAAAUACAUUAUUUGUUAAUUUAUUGGUUAAAUGAAGAAUUGGCACAGGAUAGAAUUGUUGUUAGGAAUUUACAGGAAGAUAUUUUUGAUGGACAAGUUAUCCAAAAAUUAGUUGAAAAGUUGGCACAAAUUAAGAUUGAAGUUCCAGAAGUUUCUCAGAGUGAAGAAGGCCAAAGACAAAAAUUGCGAAUUAUUGUGGAUGCUUUGGGAAAAUUAUUGAAUGAUCAACAAUACCAACAAGAAAAUCAAAAUAUACAUCAACAACAAUUAAAUAGAGGACAACAACAACAAAAAUGGACUGCAGAAUUAAUUCAUUCAAAGGAUAUUGUUGCUAUUUUACAUUUACUAAUUUCAAUGGCAUUACAUUUCCGAGCACCUAUACGUUUCCCAACAAAUGUAAAUGUUCAAGUUUUGAUAUAUACAAGGAAUGGAAAACAAAUAAAUAAAAAUAUAAUAACAGAACAAUUAACUACAAAACAAACAGAAUUAGCACCUAAAGGGGAAAGGGAUGCUUUUGAUACUCUUUUUGAUCACGGACCUGAUAAAUUACAACAUGUUAAAAGUUCUUUAAUAACUUUUUGCAAUAAACACUUAAAUAAAAUUAAUUUGGAAGUAACUGAUUUGGAAACACAAUUUCAAGACGGCGUUUUUCUUAUUUUACUUAUGGGGCUUCUUGAUGGAUAUUUUGUCCCUCUAUAUAAAUUUAAUUUACAAGUAAAUAAUAAUGAAGAAAAAUUAAAAAAUGUUCAAUUUGCGUUUUUUCUGAUGGAGGAAGCUGGAAUGCAAAAACCAAAAUGUAGACCUGCAGAUAUUGUUAAUGGAGAUUUAAAGAGCACAUUACGUAUUCUUCAUGCAUUAUUUACUAAAUACAAACAUGUCUGA